Messenger RNA from Hippopotamus amphibius kiboko, 933 nucleotides. RefSeq names its product olfactory receptor 2H1-like. The record is from RefSeq and is a predicted model, not a curated record. Gene Ontology annotation, molecular function: G protein-coupled receptor activity; olfactory receptor activity. Gene Ontology annotation, cellular component: membrane. NCBI's taxonomy places the organism in Eukaryota, Metazoa, Chordata, Mammalia, Artiodactyla, Hippopotamidae. The transcript is spliced from 2 exons. Gene Ontology annotation, biological process: G protein-coupled receptor signaling pathway. Bases 61 to 933 code for a protein of 290 amino acids.
UUGGCUAAUACAAGUAAUGGCUUCAUCCUUUUGGGUUUUUCAGAUAACCCCAGGCUGGAAAUGACCCUUUUUGUGGCUGUGUGUGUCUUUUACAUGGUCACCCUAGUGGGCAAUGCCACCAUCAUACUCCUGUUCCACCUAGACCCUCAUCUCCACACACCUAUGUACUUCUUCCUCACCAACCUCUCCAUUCUGGACCUCUGUUUCACCACCAGCUGCAUCCCCCAGAUGCUGGUCAACCUCUGGGGUCCGGACAAGACCAUCAGCUACCUGGGAUGUGCAGCCCAGCUCUACAUCUUCCUGGGCCUGGGAGCUGCCGAGUGUGUACUGCUGCUGGUCAUGGCCUUUGACCGAUAUGUGGCCGUGUGCCAACCCCUACACUAUGCCGUCAUCAUGCAGCCACACAAGUGUCACAAGCUAGCAUCCCUCGUCUGGGCAAGUGGGAUUUUUGGUACCUUGGUGCAGUCACCCACCACCAUGAAGCUCCCCUUCUGCCAUCAUCACCAGGUGGAUGACUUUGUCUGUGAGGUCCCUGCACUGAUCCGCCUGGCCUGUGGGGACACACACACCAAUGAGCUCCAGAUUUCAGUGAUUGGUGCUGUCUUCCUGAUGGGGCCAAUCCUGCUCAUCCUUGUCUCUUAUGGUCACAUUGCCAGAACAGUGCUGGCCAUCCAGUCCCAUGAAGGAAGGAGCAAGGCCUUCCGAACCUGCUCUUCUCAUCUGGCUGUUGUUUUCCUCUUCUACUGCAGCGUCACUGCUGUCUACAUCCAGCCCCGAAGCCAUUUUUCCCAGAAGGGAGGGAAGUUUCUGACUCUCUUCUACACUGUGGUAACCCCCACUCUCAACCCCCUCAUCUACACCUUGAGGAACAAGGACAUGAAGGGGGCUCUCAAGAGGCUCUUUGGGAAAGACAGAGCAUCCAGUGUGGAGUGA